Messenger RNA from Danaus chrysippus (African queen), 1158 nucleotides. The record is from the annotation of a GenBank genome assembly. NCBI's taxonomy places the organism in Eukaryota, Metazoa, Arthropoda, Insecta, Lepidoptera, Nymphalidae.
AUGAUUUUACAAGUGAAAGUAUAUCUAAUUGCUGCAAUCUAUUCUUUAGGCAUUUUAUUUAUGAUUUUAUAUCCGCCUCGCAACUAUGAACAGUCUGGAACUAAAAUGAGAAAAAUAAGAAGUGCUGGUAGCAGUAUUAAGUAUCGGAAGUACAUCGACUAUGAUACAAUGGUUAGUAUUUUAUCGCGCAUGGCGACCGAGGAUUCUGAGAUGGCUAAUAUUGUACAUCUAACUCCAAUGACUUCUGCAAAUAAUAGUAUAAUUGCUCUUGAACUGCAUAGUGAUACACGGAGCAAGAAACCAGGCGUACUCGUCGUAUCAGCUAUAAAUGGUAUGGUUUGGGGAGGGCCUAAUGCCGUUAUUGAGUUAGCAGAGAAACUCAUAUAUGAUACAAACUAUCAGACGCCAUUUUUUAAUGAUUAUGACUGGUAUUUUAUACCCCUAGCAAACCCCGAUGGUUUGAACUUUACAACAAAUAUUCGCAACUUAACUCCAUUGAAUGCUAUGGAUUGGUCUCGAAAUCUAACCGCUAGGAACGGCACAAGACCCGCAUUUUGGCAUAAAAAUAUGGAAUCAUCUUUUGAUUCCUGUUUUGGAACUAACAUUAACCGUAACUUUGCAUAUCAUUGGCAAGACGGGGUCUCAAAGAAGAUAAACUGCUCUCAAUUCUAUCCUGGCUCGAAACCAUUCUCGUCAGCUGAAACACAAGCACUACGCUCGUAUAUAGACAAAUUAGCUGAUGUAAUAAACAUCGCCAUACAUUUAGAUGCAAGUUUUGUACCAAAAAAGGAAUUCAUUCUAUAUCCCUGGCGGUAUUCAUUACGUCAGCCGAGCAAUUUUCGUACAUUACAAGACAUUGGAGAAUAUGCGGCGCGUCAGGCUAGACUACCUGACGGUAGACUUUAUGAGGUUCAUCAAAGCAGCAACGACGAGCGAGUUGCCGGAUCACUGACUGACUAUAUAUCUGGGGUCGUGGGAAUUGAACUGGUCUUCCUUGUUAAGCCAUAUCACGAGAUUUUUCCUAACUACACGGACAGUUUUAUAUUAGAGACCUACGUCAAGAAAUCCAUAUCGGCUAUUCUUAGUUUGGUCCGCGGUUGGAGGAGCAGCGACAAACAAAACACACUCUCCUUCUUCGGAGAAGACAUUGAAUUCUAA